CUUAAAUAACUUUGUUGCCUGAGGCUGCACGAUCCUACACCGGAACGCCCUAUCCACGCUUCUCCUGAAUUGAAGUUCACAUUUACUGCCCAGCGCUGAAGAACCCCGCUGCCGUCCUCCGCUGUCCAAGGCCCUUCCCCACCUUUUUCCGGACGUCACAUUUCUCUUGCUGGUCCCAUAUCGGUCCCGCCCGCCUCCUAACAAGGGCGCCGAAAUGCCGCCUGUCGUGGCCAAGCAGCCGUCAGAGUCGGAUAUCCCCGGCAUCCAUUCUUCACAUAAUAUCUCGCUGCACAUCUCCACCGAUGGCGAUUCAGGACGGCCUGCUCCUGUCAAGUAUAUGUCAACGCCCGGCUACCACAGUCCCCUCCGGCACCACAAGAGAGCUGCUUCGUCGACGCGGCACGUCAAGGAGACACUCAAUGCGCGCUCCGAGUACAGCAACAGCGAGGACGAUGGGACGGCACAGCAUCGCAUCAACCAGUACCUGAUCAAACAGGAAAUAGGCCGAGGCUCCUUCGGGGCCGUACACCUGGCUGUGGACCAGUAUGGCCAAGAAUAUGCUGUCAAGGAGUUCUCCAAGUCCCGCCUGCGGAAACGGGCUCAGUCGAACCUGCUGCGUCGCCCGAGCACGAGGCGGCGCCGACAAAAUGCCCUUCCUGCAAGGCUGGGAUUCAACUCCCCCUUACAUCGACAUUCUUCCUCCGAGGAAAACAACUCACUGGACCUCAUCAAGGAGGAGAUUGCUAUCAUGAAGAAGCUCAACCACCCGAACCUCGUCUCGUUGAUUGAAGUGCUCGACGACCCUGAAGAGGAUUCGCUGUACAUGGUCAUGGAGAUGUGUAAGAAAGGGGUCGUGAUGCAGGUAGGUCUUGACGAGAGAGCGGAUCCGUACCCGGAAGAACAGUGCCGCUGCUGGUUCCGGGAUAUGAUUCUGGGUAUCGAAUAUCUGCAUGCCCAGGGAAUCAUACACCGAGAUAUCAAGCCUGAUAACUGCCUGGUGACAGAAGAUGACGUCUUGAAGAUUGUUGAUUUCGGGGUGUCCGAGAUGUUCGAUAAGCAAGACGAGAUGAAGACGGCCAAAUCUGCCGGCUCGCCCGCUUUCAUGCCUCCUGAGUUGUGUGUGGCAAAGCAUGGCCAUGUAUCUGGGCGUGCGGCGGACAUAUGGUCCAUGGGAGUGACCUUGUAUUGCUUGCUCUUCGGACGAAUACCUUUUGAGAAGACCAACAUGCUUGAACUGUACCAUGCAAUUCGAGAGGACGAUUUGGAGAUACCUUCCACAUGCGGCGACGACCUCAAGGACCUCUUGCUACGGCUGUUGGAAAAGAUUCCCGAGAAACGGAUCACCAUGGAUCAACUGCGCGAACAUCCAUGGGUAACGUUGAAAGGGACGGAUCCUCUCCUACCCACGUCGGAGAAUGUGGCUGUACUAGUCGAGCCUACUGAUGAGGAGGUCGAAGCGGCUAUUACGGGCAACAUGGGCCAUCUAGUUACAGUGGUCCGCGCUGUGAAGCGCUUCAAACAGCUCCUCUUUCGAAAACGACCAGAGCGUAUGGAGGGUCUACUUGGGAGUCCCGCUCGCUUGGUGCAGCCGCCUUUAUCAAUGCGUCCAUCUAGUCUACGCAAGGCCAAAUCGCAAGACACCGACAACCGUCGAGCGGUAGAAAGCGCUCUGACUGCAGAGGGGGUUCACCGGGAUAUCAAAUUCGAUGAUAACCUACAUCGACAUCCGGAAGAGCCUCUGUCGCCAGCGAGUGAUAAGAAGGCAUUCUUCGAACCACGCAGCGCAGAGAAGCCAAUACCGACUGAUGAUACGACUGCAGGUGCUCCGCCGCCUGGGACCAGAACCGAAACCAAGACCGUGACCGCAUCACCUCCUUACUCUCCCCCUAAAUCCGACGCCAUCACCAUUCCCUCCGUACCUGUCCCAUCCGACCCUUCCACACCCACAAUCGGCAAGGGUCACGCCCACGACCCACUGGAAGAUACCCUCUUCCUCAACAUUGGUACCGGCGAAGACUGCGACGUGAGCAACUCGGCCGUCCCCAUUGUCUCCGAGUCCCCCUCCAACGCCGAUAUUAACAUCUACGAAACCGCCUACCAAGAAGUCAUCCAGCGCCUCACGCAACAGAGGCAAACGCAGGGUCGUCGCCCAACGCUGUACCUCACGCGGCGCGUCGAAAACGCAAAGUCGCUCCAGGACAACAAGGAACUCAUUGUAGAUGGAGGGCGCACGCGGGAUGAGCUCAAGGCGUCGAUCAAGAAGAUGGUGAAGAAGGCGCAGCGGCCGUUGGAUGAGAGGGCGGAGAUGCAGAGGUUGGAAGGGAAGGAGGAUUUGAUCAGCCGGGGUUGGAGAGGGGUCAGGGAGUUUAAGGAUUUGGUGGAUGAGGCGAGGGAGAUUGUGAGGGAGGAGGAGAGGAGGGAUGGGAAGAGGGUUGAUUGCGCGCCUGAGUCUGGGCCUGGAGUGGGGGAUAGCAAGAGGAGUAGGAGUGUGACGCCCUCGUCGGGAACUGUGAAGACGGGGCCGGAGAAUGUACUCGCGUUGAUGACGAAGGGGAGUGGGAGCGGGACGCCGGUGUUAGGGGAGGGGUCGGUUGUUUAGGUGGGAUGAGGGUUAGUUUCUCCUGCACGAUGGGGUUCUGGUUUUGUAUGAAGCUUUUGAGCAUGUCUCUGGCGAUCUGGACAGCGACCGAGCGAGUGGGGUUGUGAAAGUUGCAAUGUGGCAUAGAACACGGCAUACCUACUGCGGGUGAGAAUGACAUUGGAAUUUGGAGCUGUAGAUCAGUCUGCGACCUAUGGAUGCCAAUGUGUUUGUAUGGCAUAUUCCCCUGUUCUUCCGGAU
This is a messenger RNA of Westerdykella ornata, 2839 nucleotides long. RefSeq names its product Pkinase-domain-containing protein. The transcript has 7 exons. Gene Ontology annotation, biological process: intracellular signal transduction; protein phosphorylation. The coding region runs from base 215 to 2599 and encodes 794 amino acids. Lineage: Eukaryota; Fungi; Ascomycota; Dothideomycetes; Pleosporales; Sporormiaceae. The record is from RefSeq and is a predicted model, not a curated record. Gene Ontology annotation, cellular component: cytoplasm. Gene Ontology annotation, molecular function: protein serine/threonine kinase activity; ATP binding.